AUGGCAAUCGACAAAGAGGCGAUAGAGAUGGUAACAGAAGAACGAAUGGUGAAAGUGAUGAAGGAGUACAAGGAGGAGAUAAGGGAAAUGAAAGAGGAAAUAGAGAAGCUAAAAAGGAAGGUAUACAGACUCGAACAAUGCUCAGGUAAAAGGAAGAGAAACGAGAAGGAAAGGGAGAGAGUGAGGAGGAAAAUAGUAAGGGUCGAGAAGAAGAGAUGGGGAGGAGGUAGCUCGAAUUUGAAUAAGGUGAAGCAACUUUUUACAGAUGGGCUUAAGGUGAAGGCAGAGGUAAAGGAGGUGAACCAGAUAGGACAUAGAGGGGAUUGGAUAACAAUCCUCGUAAAGAUGGGAAGCGAAAAAGAUAGCAGGAAAGUACUGGAAGCGAGAAGGAAGGAAGGAAGUAGGAUGAAGGUAAAGAUAGAUGCAGAUAAGUCGGUGGAAGAUAGGAUCAAAGAAGGAAAAGAGAGGGAAAAGAGAAAGGAAAGGAAAGAAGAGGAAAGUGGGGGGACCAGGAAAUCGGCGGAGGACGAGAUCGUAGAGAAGAUGGAGGACCAUCUGCUGAUGAGCACGGACGAGGACGAAGCGGAGCAAAAGAAGAAGAGAGAGGGAAGGUCCUAG
Messenger RNA from Temnothorax curvispinosus, 618 nucleotides. Its product is annotated as RNA-binding protein 25-like. The record is from RefSeq and is a predicted model, not a curated record. The transcript has 2 exons. NCBI's taxonomy places the organism in Eukaryota, Metazoa, Arthropoda, Insecta, Hymenoptera, Formicidae. Bases 1 to 618 code for a protein of 205 amino acids.